This is a messenger RNA of Cylicocyclus nassatus, 320 nucleotides long. The record is from the annotation of a GenBank genome assembly. NCBI's taxonomy places the organism in Eukaryota, Metazoa, Nematoda, Chromadorea, Rhabditida, Strongylidae.
GAUUUUGCCAAGUUCUUCUCAUUAUGACAUCACUACGAACUUUCGUCAUUCUCUCUAUUCUACUUGUUGAUGUCUCGGCACAGUUGUUCAAGUGCUUUUCCAAGUGUGAUGCAGAUUGGCAUUAUCUCAAAGACAAGGCUGAGUGUAUGCUAAAAUGUCCCAAAAAGGAGAUUGAAGAGUGCAAAAAUCGAUGCAGAGCUAAGAGUUGGCCUAUCGACGGAGUGUGCUUGGCUGGCAUUCCGCUCACAUGUCUGGCUUUCUUGUAAACCCUCGGUUAAUUAUGUUGUGCAUCACUGCUUGAAUAAACAAUUUAAGCAUAA